This is a messenger RNA of Lactuca sativa (garden lettuce), 270 nucleotides long. NCBI's taxonomy places the organism in Eukaryota, Viridiplantae, Streptophyta, Magnoliopsida, Asterales, Asteraceae. The record is from RefSeq and is a predicted model, not a curated record.
AUGGUAGUUACUGAGAAGGCUGAAGCUGAGAAGAUACUUCAGAUAAAGAAGGUUAAAUCAAAGUAUUUGUCCGGAGUGGUGAAUGUGCAUGGGACAACAACUAAAGAUGUAAUGGAUAUGGUUUUGGUUACUCAAUAUUUUGAUAUCGUUAAAGAAAUUAGGGCUUCAUCUAAAUCAUCUGUUGUGUUUAUACCUCAUGGCCCUGCUGAUGUUCGUGAUGUAACUCCUCAGAUUUGUGAUGGUCUUCUUCAGGGUAAUGUCACUCAUUGA